UUUUGAAAUUACCAAGUGUAUAUAUUUUAAAUGUUUCGUGUUAAAUACAAAUGGUGCGCAUUCGGGGAGUAAAAUGUGGGUUAGCACAUGAUAACCAUCUGCUACGACAGCCGAAUACAACAAUUAAGGAUCCAAAACUCAUUGAAUUUGUUCGUAAACGACGGAUUGAUUUUCGCGAAAAACUUAGACGAGCUCUAGAACUGAAACGAGCGCAACAACAAAGAUCCUUGGAGUUGUCCUCUUCAGUUACAGAUCAAGAUGAUACCAUUACUGGUCGACAACAACGAGUGCUGCGUGCGGCAAAAAAAGGUUCAACCACUACAACAACGACUACUACAGCAGUCAGUGAAAAGCAAAUAAGUAGCUCACAAUCAACAAUUGACGAGGGUCCAUCCACAAGUGCUGCAGCAGCAGCGAAGCUGAAACGUAAAAAACAGGAAGCGAUGCGACGCCGACAUGGACUUGUGCAUGUUGUAGGUGAUGACGCGGCCGACGCUGAUGAUGAUGACGAUUAUGAGCCAAGUCCAAAUGCUGUAAAUGGCACACGCUUACCGCACAUACAGCCUAUACCUAAGAGGAGAAAAUUUGUACAUGCAAAUCCAGAUGUCCUAAAUAUCUACAUGGCGGGCCUGACCGGUGGAUAAUUCUAAUGUGUUUCAUUAUAAUUCAUAAUAAUAAUAAUUUAUUCAGACGACUGAUAUUUGUACAGAUUUAUACUGUUGUAGUCAUACGUAAAUAUGUUAAAUUAAAAAUUGUUACCUCAUAAAGAAUAAAA
Messenger RNA from Bactrocera tryoni, 775 nucleotides. RefSeq lists its product as uncharacterized. The record is from RefSeq and is a predicted model, not a curated record. The transcript is spliced from 2 exons. NCBI's taxonomy places the organism in Eukaryota, Metazoa, Arthropoda, Insecta, Diptera, Tephritidae. The coding region runs from base 51 to 644 and encodes 197 amino acids.